Molecule: messenger RNA, 948 nt
Organism: Artibeus jamaicensis (Jamaican fruit-eating bat)
Lineage: Eukaryota; Metazoa; Chordata; Mammalia; Chiroptera; Phyllostomidae
Product: olfactory receptor 5A1
Exons: 1
Coding region: 1-948 (315 amino acids)
Biological process (GO): G protein-coupled receptor signaling pathway; sensory perception of smell
Cellular component (GO): membrane
Molecular function (GO): odorant binding; olfactory receptor activity; G protein-coupled receptor activity
Source: RefSeq, a predicted model, not a curated record
AUGUCCAUAACUAAGGCCUGGAACAGCUCUUCAGUGACCACAUUCAUUCUCCUGGGAUUUUCAGACCAUCCAGAGCUCCAGGUCCUCCUCUUUGUCACCUUCUUAGGCAUCUAUCUUGUGACCCUGACCUGGAACCUGGCCCUCAUCUUUCUGAUCAGAGGUGACACCCAUCUGCACACACCCAUGUACUUCUUCCUCAGCAACUUGUCCUUCAUUGACAUCUGCUACUCUUCUGCUGUGUCUCCCAAGAUGCUUGCAGACUUUUUCCAAGAGCUGAAGACCAUAUCAUUCCUGGGCUGUGCUGCUCAGUUUUUUUUCUUUGUCGGUAUGGGUCUAACUGAGUGCUUCCUCCUGAGUGCCAUGGCAUAUGACCGGUAUGUAGCCAUCUCCAGGCCCCUGCUCUACACCGCCAUCAUGUCCCAGGGCCUCUGUACAUGCAUGGUGGUUGGGGCAUACAUUGGUGGCUUCCUGAGCUCCCUGAUCCAGGCCAGCUCUAUAUUUCGGCUCUACUUCUGUGGACCCAACAUCAUCAACCAUUUUUUCUGUGACCUCCCACCUGUCCUGGCACUUUCUUGCUCUGACACCUUUCCUAGUCAGCUGGUGAAUUUUCUCGUGGUGGUCACUGUCGGGGGGACAUCAUUCCUCAUCCUCCUCUUCUCCUACAGUUACAUAGUGGCUGCUGUCUUGAAGAUCCGCUCAGGUGAGGGCCGAAGGAAAGCCUUCAACACAUGCACCUCGCACCUGAUGGUGGUGACUCUGUUGUUUGGCACAGCCCUUUUCAUGUACCUGCGACCCAGCUCCCACUACACACUCAGCAGGGACAAGGUGGUGUCUGUGUUCUAUUCGCUGGUGAUCCCCAUGCUGAACCCUCUCAUCUACAGUUUGAGGAACAAAGAAAUCAAAGAUGCCUUGUGGAAGGUGUUGGAAAAGAAGAAAGUGUUUUCUUAG